GCCGGCUCGGCGAGUUUGAGGCCUCGAAUCCGAAUACGGACUCAUCGCUUCAAUUAUUGUGGUGUGUUGUAACCACGGAAAAGGGCUUGACCUUGACUGAUCUGGGUCGCCUUUAGUCGUUCCACUUUAUGAUUCAAAAGAAAUAUAAAACUGCUACACUGGUGGCCUGGUGGGAAAAGUCGCUUUGAUUCUUCAUUCCGCGAACUUCAUAAAGGUAUUCGCUUCAUAGCCCUAGUGCGCACAUUACGUCCGGAAAAUCCUUCGUCAGAGGAGAGGAUAAGUGCAUCUUGUGUUGCACUUCGAUGCUGCUCUGAUAACAUUUUCAUUAAGUCCUGAUGACGACAAUAAUAUCAAGAGAAAAUCUUUAAUUGAGCUAUUAAUUUGUAGAUUAUCAGAAUGUCAGGCUUGGAGCUGGUACCAAUUGGAACAUUUAUAUCAGAGUUGGUAAACCAAGUAAAAUUAACGGCAAAUGCUAUAAAUGAUGUCCUUAUAGAGAAAGAAUGCUUUAAAACUCUAUCUGAAUAUCUUUUAGACAUUGCACGAACCUUUCUGUUACUGCAAAGUCAUGAACUGAAUGAUACUCGAGCUUUAAAACGCACUUUAGAGUUUCUCAAAGAAGAUUGUGAUAAAGCUGAAUGUUUAGUGCAGAAGUAUAAGAACUGUGGAAGAUUCUACUCUUUUCUAUUUUGCCGUCGUAUUGCUAAUGAGAUACAAGAAGCAACGAGGGCUAUAGGAAAAUCUCUAGCCAUGUUUCCCCUGGCAGAAAUUGAAGUCCUGUACGAAAUAUCUGACAAGGUGAAUAAGCUGCAAGCUGAAAUGCAAAAUGCUGAAUAUGUAGCCUCUCAAUCAAGCUUAUUGAUCCUCGAGAAGCUUAAUAAAGGUAUUAUAGAGCAAAAGCAUGAUCAGAGCUUUAGAAAUAGCAUGCUAGAGCAAAUAGCAUUAUCAGUCGGUGUCUCCAUUGAGCCAUCAGAAAUAAGAAAAGAACUUGAUUCCUUGAGAAAGGAAAGGGAAGAGGCUGCUGCACGUAAAGAGAAGAAAGAAGAAAUCUUCCUGAAGCAAGUAAUUGAAUUGUUAUCUCACUCUGAUGCUGCACUUGAUGAAAAUGAAAUUAAGAAGCAGUAUGAACUAAUAAGGGACACCGUUGAGAAUUCUGCAAUUAGCAAUGGUACAAUUUUAGAAUAUGAUGCUUUUAUAUGCCCUAUAACCAAGUGUGUGAUGGUUGAUCCUGUCAAUCUUUGCACCGGGACUGCAUGUGAAAAAACAGCCAUUGAAGCGUGGUUUUCGCAAGGGCGUAAUGAAGACCCUCGCACAGGUCAACGUAUUGAGGAUAUAACGUUACGGCCCAACAUUUCUGUAAGACAGUCAAUUCAGCAAUGGCGAGAACAAAACUAUUUCCUCAAAAUUAGACGAGCAAAGGAGAUCUUGCUGUCUGAUAACUACGCUGCCUAUGAUGAUGCUCUUUCUGAAAUAACGAAGGUCAUUAAAGAAAACGUGAUCACAAAGUAUUGGAUUGCCAUGGAGGGGCUUAUUAAUAUCAUCGUUCUCUUAGUGCAAAACUUAGAUGGUAAUUUAAAAUCAAGAUCUUUGCAGACACUGCUGGACAUCGUUGAAAGGCAUUCACCCAAUAAGGAUAAAGCUGUAGCAGCCGGAGUACUCAGCCACAUUGUGGCAUGUGUGGGGCUUGAUUAUAAUGUGUGCAUGUCUGCAGCCAAUCUUCUCUUCGAGCUUUUGCAAGAAAAUGAUAGGUGGGGCCAGGCUAUGCCACAAGAGGAUUGCAGGUGGAAUGAGGAUUUAUGUAGUAAACUAAAACAACAGCGUGGUACCAUUGCUUUUCUUGUAUUGAUCAUCCUAGACAAGCAGUUUACAGAAUCAGCUAAGAAGAUGGAAGACAUUAUGUUGCAGCUGUGUUGUGAUGAUGAUGAUACAAUUUUAGCUGUAGCUUCUUAUCAUCUGUAUAUGCCACUUGUCCAACGAUUAUGCGAUGGGCCAGAGUUAUCAAAGAAAUCUAUGAUGAGAGGCCUUGAAGGAAUGCAAUUACUUGAUGAGGAUGUAAAGCAUCUUGGAGAGGAUGGAGUGAUUAAUCCUCUGAUAAUGUUGGCAUCAGGAGAUGCUGAAUCCAGGGAGCUUUCUUUUUCAGUCAUGGCUAAGCUGUGCACUUCUUAUGAGAAUAGAAGAUUAGUUGUAGAAGCUGGAGCAGUUCCCCUCAUUCUCGAACAGAUAUCUUCACCACAAGUCUCCCCUAUUAUCAGAGAAAAAUGCUCUGAAAUUUUUGAGAAGCUUACUUCUAUUGGCUUGGAAUUUCUCACUGGUACUGGCGUUGUACUUCAUGAUCAAGAGCUGAUGAUAACCAACUUAAUUUCUGUGCUUGAGAGCUCAAGCACCUCCAAUGGUAUACGAAAGCCUGCUUUUAGAGCUCUUCUUAGGAUCUGCAAGUCUGCAGAAGUAGCUGCCGAGAGUGCAGUUACCAUCCAAAAUGGUCUUCCUAGUAUUCUCCCUCUGCUUGAGGAUUCUGAUAAAGAAAUUCAGAAUUAUGCACUUGAGCUUGUCCAUCAAUUCUCUCAGAAUGAGCCAUCUCGUAUCACAGAUUUCCUCCUAGUUGGCAGGAGAUUGGAGACAUUCAUGCACUUCCUUAAAGAUGAUAACCAACCACAACAUCAGCUUAUAGCAAUAGACUUGUUGACCAAUCUUCGAAAUACCAACUUUGAUCUUAUCAAAGGCUUAGCAGAUUCUGGGGCAAUACCUAUAAUUUUGAACAUAUUAGACAUGGGCAGUAUGAAAGCAAAAGAAAAUGUACUUCAUUUGCUUUCUGGCUUCAUGACUCCUGCUGACUUAGAUAUGCAGAAAAUGAUGGUUCAAUCAGGAGUUUAUCCUUUGCUGGUGAACAUUCUGUUAACUGGAAGUGGGACAGCUAAAGCAAGAGCAGCAGAACUUAUUGGGGACCUGUCAUCAAACAGCCUCAAUUUGACAAAAGCGCCAUAUCGAGAAGGAUGUUUUUGUUUUCUCAGGAAGCGAAUUCGUACUUGUGAAGUUCAUGGCGGAAUAUGUUCUGUUGAAUCUAGCUUCUGUUUGUUGAAGGCUGAUGCUCUAUCACCGCUGGUGAAGUUGCUUCAAGAUCAUGAUGAUGCAGUAAAACUGAAGGCAAUUCUUGCACUGAAAACAUUAGUUCAGGGAAUUGUAGCAAGAGGUGCAACUGUUCUGCAUAAAGUUGGGGCCAUAGAACCAAUGCUUCCUAUUUUGAAUGGCGAAAAUCCGGCUUUGAUUGAGGAAGUGCUUGCGAUGCUGGAGAUGGUGUUUACGGUCAGGGAGGUCUCAGAUAGCUACAGUCAUGAGGUAAGGAUCCCUCUUAUACACUUGUCUGCGCUUCGCAAAGAGAACACGAAUGAUCAUUUGAGAAGAAGGGCAGCAAAGCUCUUGGCUGAGUUUGAGCUUUACUCGAUAUCAGGCUCCUUGCCUCUAUAAAGCUAUUUCUACUCUGUGUUUUACUGUAAAACUUUUAAAUUAUGAGUCAUUGAUUCUUUUUUUUCAUGCUUACGAAUCUCCGUGUUGAUCUUUCUUUGACCUAUUUGUUCCACAAACUUUCAUUUUUAUGGGGUGAGGCCUAUUUUCCUGUUUUUGUUAUAUAUAUAUU
This is a messenger RNA of Phalaenopsis equestris, 3628 nucleotides long. Its product is annotated as U-box domain-containing protein 43-like. Bases 397 to 3459 code for a protein of 1020 amino acids. The record is from RefSeq and is a predicted model, not a curated record. Gene Ontology annotation, biological process: protein ubiquitination. Gene Ontology annotation, molecular function: protein binding; ubiquitin-protein transferase activity. The transcript is spliced from 4 exons. Lineage: Eukaryota; Viridiplantae; Streptophyta; Magnoliopsida; Asparagales; Orchidaceae.